AGCCCUGGACUCUGCGCACAGUGGGCAGCGGGCAGCAGCCAGCGCCAGAGAGCUUCUUCUCCCGCUUCUCCGCUCUGGUUCCCGAUCCUUCUCCCGGAGGCCACUCGCUGGCUCUGCGGACGCGUGCUCCAGCUACCCAAGGCCACUUCGCCGCGUCCCAACCCGUCCCGCCGGGCUACUUGGAGGGCACUUUCCCGGAGCUCAAAGUUGCCCAGCGUGCACGGUCAGACCUGGCGAGUGAGCUCGGACUGCAAUAUCCGCGCCAGCACUCGGCAACUUUGAAGAGAAGAGCAGCAGUCCCCGCAGCGGAUCGCAGCGGCUACUAUGACUUCCUGGCUUGGGCUUGUCGUGCUCCUGGGCUGCUGGAGCCUUGGGCACUGGGGCGCCGAGGCGUGCACAUGUUCGCCUAGCCAUCCCCAGGAUGCCUUCUGCAACUCUGACAUCGUGAUCCGAGCCAAAGUGGUGGGAAAGAAGCUGGUGAAGGAAGGGCCCUUUGGCACGCUGGUCUACACCAUUAAGCAGAUGAAGAUGUACCGAGGCUUCAGUAAGAUGCCCCACGUGCAGUACAUCCACACGGAAGCCUCUGAAAGUCUCUGUGGCCUUAAGCUAGAGGUCAACAAAUACCAGUACCUGCUGACAGGCCGUGUCUAUGAAGGCAAGAUGUACACAGGGCUGUGCAACUUUGUGGAGAGGUGGGACCAGCUCACACUGUCCCAGCGCAAGGGGCUCAAUUACCGAUACCACCUGGGUUGCAAUUGCAAGAUCAAGUCCUGCUACUACUUGCCUUGCUUUGUGACCUCCAAGAAUGAGUGUCUCUGGACCGACAUGCUCUCCAAUUUUGGCUACCCUGGCUAUCAGUCCAAACACUAUGCCUGCAUCCGGCAGAAGGGUGGCUACUGCAGCUGGUACCGAGGAUGGGCCCCUCCAGACAAGAGCAUCAGCAACGCCACAGACCCCUGAACCCAGACCUGCCCCACCUCACCUCCUUCCCAUCCCACUGAGCCUCCCAGACACUAACUCUUCCCAGAUGAUGACAAUGAAAUUAGUGCCUGUUUUCUUGCAAAUUUAGCACUGGGGACACUUAAAGUCUCUGCUGUCUAUGGAGUUGAUUUGGAAAUACCCUCCUGGCCCUGCCCCUACCCCUUCUUUCUUGGUUUUUGACAUCACCCAUUUCUAACUGGGAAUCUCUGGUGCCAAGCCAGAAAGAACGAGGCAUGUAUACUCCUGUUCUUCAUGAUAUAUAAUCUAUAUUUUUUUAGGAAAACGAAAAUUGAAAAAUCUGUCCCAUUUGGGCAUUUAAUAGCUACUCCUCUUUCUUCCUCUAUUGACCACAUCCUAGACCCACUUCCAGGUACACGUCUUCAUCCUAGCACACAAAGAGCAUAGAAAAGGAAGCUGGCAGAUGUCCAACCGUUUCCUAGUCAGUCAAGGGCAGCAAGCAGACAGACGCCAGGUAUUCGAAAGACCUUAUCCACAGAGGCUAUGCAACUGUGUGUCUGGAUCAGAUGGUCUGUCUAUGUCUGCGUGUCAGAGGGAGGGAGGGAAGGGGAAACUGCAGGAGCGGGUCUGAGAUGACACACAGUUCCCCUGCCCUGGGAUACUUGGGUUGACCAGAUGUUUCAGAUCCUGGAGCAAGCAUCCAUGUCAGAGUAAUAGAACUUUCUGAGUUGGUGAAGACUUAAACAUCUGCCUGAGUUCAGCAGACAACCUGUCUGUGUGUACAAAAACUCAGACAAAGGGUUGAGAUGAACAUCUUUCCUCUCCUGCCUCCCAUGAGACAUCCUCCUGGGAAUUCUUGGGGAAGUUUGGUUGAAGCUUGCCAACGUAUAAGCUGGAGAAAUACACACCAGACACUAUCCACAGAUAUAGUCAAGUAGAUUUGGGUAGAGAAUACUAUUUCCAAAGUAGUGUUUAGUUCAUCUAGGGGGACGUGUUUAUAUACACAUUUUCAUAUACCCACAGGGGAUUCUGAGCUAAUUUUUAUAGGACACAGAAUUCUAUUCAAUGCUGUUAAAUAUGCGAAUAGUUUAAUCUCUUUUCUUUUGUUGUUUGAUGGGAAAUUGUGACAUUCCAAGUUGACUUUUUUUUCAUUUGAAUUAAAAAUUUGAAACUCUGAACACCCUCAGCACCCUCUUGUCCCUAUAACUGGGGUCCUCUGACCUCUGACCUCCUUUCUUCCUUCUGCUUUGUGUUCGGGGUGUCCUUCACUUAAUUGCCUUACUGGCCAGCUGAUGGCAGGUGAGUGGGAGUGUAGGUUAGGGGCCUUCCUUCACAGGAGAGGGACAGUUGCACAGUGUUCUGCCCCAGUGGAAUGCCUCCUCUCCUGGAUCUGGGGACAGCAUACACAUUUUUCCCAGCUCAGUAGUGGGUGAACAUCACCUCCUGAGGUGGUCACCUCACAGAAUGAACAUGGUUGGUUGGUCACUGAGGGGGCCAGGCUCUGCCGUCAAACUGUAGGCCAUUUGUUGUGUUGUAUUUUUGUUUUUAAAAUAAAACUAUAAUAUAAAUUUUCAUAUUAAAUAAGAUUAUUUUAAGUUUUAGUGUCAUAAAUGCAAUGCCAAUAGUAGGUGAUAAUGUGUAUUUUACAGAGUUUGAGGUGGCAAGGUGGUGACGUUUAACAUUGCUCUCUGUCUCUUUUCGGAGUAUGGGUAUUCAGCCCCUAUUAGUGUCAUAUCUUCAGCUCAUUCCACUUUAGGAAACAUAGUUACCAAUUAUAAGUAGAAAGAGAGAGAGAGAAGCCAACAGGUUCCAGUGUCUGUCCCCCGACCCCUCCCCACAUACACCAAUGCUUUGGCCUGUGUUUGACAGCCUCGCAGAGCAGGAAGACAGUUCAGGCGAUGGGUGUCAAGUUUCCUCUUGGCUGAUUUCAUUCCCCUGUGCUCACAGGGAACAGAAGGCAUGGCCCUUCCCAUGGUGUGGAGCAGAAGGAGCAGAGGUCAGCAAACCAGUACUUCUUAAGGGGUGACUUACUGUUUGGGGUUCUUUACUUCAACCUCAGAGUCUCCUAACAUGGAGCUCCCGCUCUACCCUGCUCAAGUGCCCUCCCUUAUGCUCGCCCCAGAGUCUCUUUCAAGAGGCCUGUAGCCAUUCUCAAUUCCCAUGUCAUCACCCUGUUCCUAGAGGGAGAGACGAGGUGAGAUCUGAGCAUGAGGCAUCUGAACUUAGCCUGAAGAUAAAAUGAGCUGCAGAACCAUGGCCCCAGGUGGCUGGCGAGGCCCUGGUGAGAAGUCCUUGGCCAGGAAGGGUCUUCUGGAAAGUCACAUCAUCAGAGGGCGGUUUUUGAGCUUUCUAUAAGCUAUAGCUUUGUUUAUUUCACCUGUUCACUUACUGUAUAAUUUAAAAUCAUUUAUGUAGCUGAGACACUUUGAUAUUUCAAUCAUAUCAUGAAUGUUUUAUUUUGCUAAAUCAUGUGCCAUGUGUAGGCUCUCAUGUGUACACUGUGUCUAAGAGAAGAAGAAAAAAAAAAAAGAAAGGAAGAAAGGAAGGAACCCACAUGCCAUUUUCCUGAUUCAAAUUCUACAGUAGAAUGGAGGGUAGAAUACUGGGACUCAAGCACUCAGCUAGACUGGAGUUCAAGGAAAGAGAAGGUACUAGAAACAGCCUCCUCCAGCCUCCUCCCCAUGGAAUCCCAAGGGUGGGAAGGAGAAGAAGAAAAACAAAACAAACACAAAAGGACACUGAUGUUCUUGUCCUGUAUCAGCUAGCCCUGGGUCAUCUGCCACCCACUUCCCAAGACCUUUCUCCUACUCAGCCAGGAAGCUAUGGUUUCUGCAAAGUCCGGGGCCAUGGCAACCAGGACUCCAAGCUCUCUUUGUCUCAUCCAGGCAUCUUUUCUGCCUUCCAACCAAGGAAUAACUAUGCACAAGCUGUUGCUUCCCAGGCUAGCACUGUGCUAUAGCCAGGCCAGGGAGCUUAAGGAAACCUCAGUGCCUACCUUCUCCAGCCCUAUCCCUGCCACACAAACACGGUUUCAUGCUGUGCUUCUUAAACAAUAAAAGACACACAAUGGCUUUUGGGGAUAGAUCUGUCUGGGAGAUAAUGUACGUCCAGGAGGCAUUACCCUUCCAUGCCUCAUGCCUAGAUGGCACAUAGGUGGUUGGCUCCCUGCUACUUAAAGUUAAACACAUCACUCUAGUGUUUGUAUCAGAGAGAAACUUUAAAAAUUAACUCUAAUGGCAGAAGUACAAUGAAAUGGGAGAAGGCAGGAGAGAUGGUCUUGACAGAUCUAAGUUGGCUAUUUGGAUUGAGGAGGAGAGGACCUAAGAAAAUGACCAUGUUCUGAGGACAGGGGUACCUUAGAUUCUCUAUGACUACUUUUCCUCUAACCAGUUGGCUGUGCUGAAGCCCAGUAAUGAUGAAGAGACACCAACCAGAGAAAACCCUGUCUAGAAGGAAUGUAUUUGUUGCUAAAUUUUGUAGCACUGUUUACAGUUUUCCUCCAUGUUAUUUAUGAAUUUUAUAUUCCGUGAAUGUAUAUUGUCUUGUAAUGUUGCAUAAUGUUCACUUUUUAUAGUAUGUCCUUUAUUCUAAACAGUAAAGUGGUUUUAUUUCUAUCACA
Peromyscus californicus insignis is the source of this 4558-nucleotide messenger RNA. It is a transcript of the gene Timp3, whose product is annotated as TIMP metallopeptidase inhibitor 3. Gene Ontology annotation, molecular function: metalloendopeptidase inhibitor activity; protease binding. Bases 325 to 960 code for a protein of 211 amino acids. The record is from RefSeq and is a predicted model, not a curated record. Gene Ontology annotation, cellular component: extracellular matrix. Gene Ontology annotation, biological process: negative regulation of endopeptidase activity; negative regulation of membrane protein ectodomain proteolysis. The transcript is spliced from 5 exons. NCBI's taxonomy places the organism in Eukaryota, Metazoa, Chordata, Mammalia, Rodentia, Cricetidae.